GUCGAUAUCCUUCAUCCCCCUCCCACCACCUCCGCAUGUUUUGGUUGGACACUUAACCUAAAUUACAAUUGGUUUAUUUGAAACACAAAAACUACAAAAAUGUUAUCAUUACUCCGGGGCGUUUUCCAAACGCUUCAAAUUCAAGGGCCUUUGAUAAGGAAUGGGCGGAAUGCGUUGUCGACAAGCACAACACUUCAGAAAAAGAAUUAUCUGCAGGAACCCGAGGAUUAUUCUGAUAUUAAUCUACCUGAAAAACCUAAGCUCCGAGUUAUGAUGAAAGUGCCACACGCUCUUCCCAACCAAAAGCACCGCAAGAUGAAGAAAAGUCUCCAUCUCAUAAGAGGUCCAGAGCCAGUACACAAUGCUUUACUACAUGAGCAGUAUGGUAUCAGGGCUUUGUGUGGUGGAAGAUUGAGGUAUGGUCACAUGGAAAUGAUCCGACUAACUGUAGGCCGAAAGCUUGAUGCCUCAAGAAUGUUUGCCAUUUGGAGAAUAGAUGAUCCAUGGCAACCUAUUUCCAAAAUGGGUAUUGGCAAGCGUCAUGGAGGAGGUAAAGGACCCAUUGAUCAUUAUGUCACACCCAUUAAGGAAGGGCGAAUCAUCAUUGAAGUCGGAGGGAAGUGUAGUUAUGAAGAGGUGAAACCCUGGCUGGAGCAAAUAGCUAGAUUGUUACCUUUCAAAGCAGAGGCUGUAGACAUGAAAACAAUAUUAGCCAAGAAGAAGCUUGAAGAACUAGAAGAAAAGAGAAACAUCAAUCCAAUUACAUACAAAUAUUUACUUAUGAAUAGAAUGGUCGGUACUCAAAAUUGGGCCGGACCUACUGAAAAAGAAUAUUUUGGAAAAUAUGUGUAACUAUGGUAGUAAUAUUCUUUUUUGUUACAUUUUAUUGGUCCUUACUGUUGGGAAGUAACAAAUUCUAAUGCUAUUUAAAUGUGGCACAACCAGAGCUUUUCUCAAGUAAAAUAAAUGUACAUAGUUAAAGUUCA
Messenger RNA from Thrips palmi, 986 nucleotides. It is a transcript of the gene mRpL16, whose product is annotated as 39S ribosomal protein L16, mitochondrial. The transcript is spliced from 6 exons. Gene Ontology annotation, molecular function: structural constituent of ribosome; rRNA binding. Lineage: Eukaryota; Metazoa; Arthropoda; Insecta; Thysanoptera; Thripidae. The record is from RefSeq and is a predicted model, not a curated record. Gene Ontology annotation, biological process: mitochondrial translation. Gene Ontology annotation, cellular component: ribosome; mitochondrial large ribosomal subunit. The coding region runs from base 100 to 852 and encodes 250 amino acids.